AGAGUGCAGAGUUUCCGUUGUAAGUGAGAAAAUGAGAGAAGAAAUAUAGAAACCAAGCAUCUCGGCGAAUCAACCCUCUCCAGGAUCGAUCUUCUCCCUCCUCUCCUCUUCAGAUCCACACAGACCUCUUCAUUCUUUUCGAUCUCAAUCUCUGCUUUUGCUCUGCAUCUCUUUGAUUUCACUAUCAAGAAAAUCCCCAAUUUGUAUUCCCAAUCGUCAUUUCUAGGGUUUCCGAUUUUUCAUUUUCGCGGCAAUUAGAGUUUUCGAUUCAUUCGAGCACUGUAAAUGCAUCGGAUCGCGGCCUAGGGUUUCGCCGCGAAUGUAUGAAGUUCUGGUGCUGCCUGUGCUUCACCGUAGAGGACGACGAACCGGAAGAGACGAUGAAGGAGGACGGCGAUUUCGUUGAUAAGGAGGUUUCCGAGGGCGUUGUUAUGGAGAGUAAUGAGGCGGAGGCGGAGGAGGCCGGGCCGAGAUUGGAGGUGGCGGCGAGUGACCGUGACGGCCACCUGAGAAUGUUUGAAGGAAUGGUCCAGGCAAUGCGGGGAGGGACUCAGUGGGAUGAGUCGGUGUGCGUUGGAGCUCUUGACACCUUGAGGGCGGCGAUUAGGACGACGCCGCGGUGGUCGGAGGGCGAGACUAGCUCGGCGCCUCCGCCGGAGGUGGAGGAGGACGGCGAUCAUGAUUUGCAUCAUAAGCGAGCUAGAGUUCACUCAUUUCCUCAUGAUUUCUAUUAUGCAAUGGCACUGACAUCAGGUGCUGGAAAUUCUAGUUCAUCAGACAGAGACUACAGCAGAAGUCAAGGCUCUAAUGCGCUGUAUAAGAGCGAGGCCUUUUAUCAUAGUAUUACACCAAACAAUGGUGACGAGGAGAAUCGAUAUGAUUCUGGCAGUGGGAAAGAUGAUGAGAGAGAUAACAAUGACACUUCAAACACUGAAGAUUUUGAAGUUCGUAUGGAUCUUACAGAUGACCUGUUACACAUGGUCUUUUCUUUCUUAGACCACAUCAAUCUUUGCCGAGCUGCAAUAGUCUGCAGGCAGUGGCGAGCUGCUAGUGCUCAUGAAGAUUUCUGGAAAUGCUUGAAUUUUGAGAAUCGGAACAUAUCUGUAGAGCAAUUUGAGGAUAUAUGUUGGCGAUAUCCGAAUGCCACACAAUUGAAUAUAUCUGGUACCCCUGCGAUUCCCUUGCUUGUUAUGACUGCAAUGACGUCGUUAAGGAAUCUUGAAGUUUUGACUCUAGGCAAAGGGGCAAUAGGGGAUCUGUUUUUCCAUUCCUUGGCAGAUUGUCAGAUGUUGAGAACUUUAAUAGUUAAUGAUGCGACUCUUGGUACCGGUAUUCAGGAGAUACCUAUAAACCAUGAUAGACUGCGUCAUCUUGAACUGACAAAAUGUCGUGUCAUGCGCAUAUCUAUCAGAUGUCCGCAACUGGAGACGCUGUCAAUGAAGCGCAGUAACAUGGCCCAGGCUGUUCUUAAUAGCCCUCUAUUGCGGGAUCUUGAUCUAGGGUCAUGCCACAAGCUUUCAGAUGCUGCUAUUCGUUCAGCAGCCAUUUCUUGUCCUCAAUUGGAGUCACUAGAUAUGUCAAAUUGUUCAUGUGUUAGUGAUGAAACUCUACGUGAGAUAGCUCAAGCUUGUGCAAAUCUCCAUGUUCUCGAUGCAUCAUACUGUCCGAAUGUAUCCCUAGAGUCUGUAAGACUGCUAAUGCUGACAGUUCUCAAGCUACACAGUUGUGAGGGCAUCACUUCCGCUUCAAUGGCUGCAAUAGCAUAUUGCUCUAUGCUAGAGGUUCUGGAGCUUGACAAUUGCAGCCUACUUACCUCUGUGAUCUUGGAUCUUCCACGUUUGCAGAAUAUUAGACUGGUACAUUGUCGCAAAUUUUCUGACCUGAACCUCCGAACUCUUAUGCUGUCGUCUAUCAUGGUGUCUAACUGCCCGGUCCUCCACCGUAUUAGCAUCACUUCAAAUUCUCUUCAAAAACUAUCAUUGCAGAAGCAAGAGAGCUUAACAACGUUGGCUCUGCAAUGCCCAAGUUUGCAAGAAGUGGACCUCACGGAUUGUGAAUCUUUAACAAAUUCUAUAUGCAAUGUUUUCAGUGACGGUGGUGGCUGCCCUGUGCUUAAAUCUUUAGUUCUUGAAAAUUGUGAGAGCUUAACAGCAGUUCGGUUCUGCAGCACUUCUUUAGUCAGUCUUUCGCUUGUUGGUUGUCGAGGAAUCACUUCUCUUGAACUGACAUGCCCCUAUCUUGAACAAGUUUCUUUGGAUGGCUGUGAUCAUCUUGAAAGUGCAGCAUUUUUUCCAGUUGGUCUUAGGUCACUUAAUUUGGGAAUAUGUCCCAAACUGAAUGCCCUCAGUAUCGAUGCGCCAAACAUGGUGCUGCUUGAGUUGAAGGGAUGUGGUGUAUUGUCUGAAGCAUCAAUUAAAUGUCCACUCUUAACAUCUCUGGAUGCUUCCUUUUGCAGCCAGCUUAGGGAUGAUUGCUUAUCUGCAACAGCUGCUUCUUGUCCACUGAUCGAGUCUUUAAUUCUCAUGUCGUGCCCCUCUGUUAGUUCUGAUGGACUUUAUUCUUUGCAAUGGCUCCCAAAUUUGAUUGUGCUUGAUUUGUCAUACACUUUCUUAAUGACCUUGAAGCCAGUAUUUGACUCUUGCAUUAAGCUAAAGGUUUUAAAAUUACAAGCAUGCAAGUAUCUAUCUGAUUCAUCCCUGGAGCCUCUUUACAAAGAAGGGGCUCUUCCAGCUCUCCAGGAAUUGGAUUUGUCGUAUGGAACACUUUGUCAGUCUGCGAUUGAAGAGCUUUUAUCUUUCUGUAAACACUUAACGCAUGUGAGCUUGAAUGGCUGUGUGAACAUGCAUGACCUGAACUGGGGUAUCAGUGGCGGGCAGCUUCCCAUAACGCCUAGUAUCUCUGUAUCAUCAGGAAUGUUUUCACUUGAAUAUGUCCAUGACGCAGUUGAGGGUGGAAACCGUCUGCUGCAGAAUCUCAAUUGUGUGGGUUGUUCAAAUAUCAGGAAAGUUCACAUUCCAGUGGCAGCAGGUUGUUUCCAUUUGACUUCAUUGAACCUUUCUCUGUCUACAAAUUUGAAGGAGGUAGAAGUUGCCUGUUUCAACCUAUGCUUUCUUAAUCUGAGCAACUGUUGUUCUUUGGAGGUUCUAAGACUCGACUGUCCCAAAUUGACGAGUCUCUUUCUUCAGUCUUGCAACAUGGAUGAAGCAGCAGUAGAAGCUGCAAUAUCAAAAUGUAGCAUGCUGGAGACUCUUGAUGUUCGUUUUUGUCCCAAGAUUUGUCCAUUAAACAUGGGGCGAUUACGUGCUGCGUGCCCAGGUUUGAAGCGCAUCUUUAGCAGCCUGUCACAACAGUCCUGAUGAAGAGCAAGAAAUGCAUCUAGUUUCUUUGGGACUUCAACAAGCUUCUUGGUCAGCAAAUAGAUUUGUCAGCAAUCAGUGAGCUUCUAUGUAAAUAUUUUCCUCUGUUUCAGUUGCGUUUGCUUUGACAAUUACAGGUAGCAGCUGGGAGCGUCUUAUGUAGCCAGCCAUACAAUAAGUUUACCCGAGUUGUAUGAUUGUUUUUUUUUUCUUUUAAUUCAAUUUCCUAGAUCGGCUGAAAUUCAAAACAACCUGAAUCCUGUUUGUUUGUAUACAGUACUACCACAUUUGUGUCCUU
Argentina anserina (silverweed cinquefoil) is the source of this 3654-nucleotide messenger RNA. Its product is annotated as F-box/LRR-repeat protein 15. NCBI's taxonomy places the organism in Eukaryota, Viridiplantae, Streptophyta, Magnoliopsida, Rosales, Rosaceae. Bases 324 to 3356 code for a protein of 1010 amino acids. The record is from RefSeq and is a predicted model, not a curated record. The transcript has 17 exons. Gene Ontology annotation, molecular function: protein binding.